Messenger RNA from Hydractinia symbiolongicarpus, 1228 nucleotides. Its product is annotated as zinc finger CCCH domain-containing protein 10-like. Lineage: Eukaryota; Metazoa; Cnidaria; Hydrozoa; Anthoathecata; Hydractiniidae. Gene Ontology annotation, molecular function: metal ion binding. The record is from RefSeq and is a predicted model, not a curated record. The coding region runs from base 274 to 981 and encodes 235 amino acids. The transcript is spliced from 2 exons.
UGCAGCAACUACCAUACUUAUUUCUUUUCGUGAGGCUCCUCUGGCGCGUAAGGCUGCGUGCUUGUUUACUUGCAAAAUCACCUCGUAUUAAACUGCAUAAUUACAGUUCCACAUUUGCAAGAUUUAACUGGAAAGGUGCUUGGAGAUACUGCAUCUGCCGCUGCUGCAAUAGCAUUAGCAUUAGCUUGGCGAUUUGUGUUUUGUUUGAAAAAGGCGAGGCAUUAGUUACUGCAGCGACGCAACCUGCUCUUUGCUAAGGUAUAUAAUAAGAGCAUGGCUGAAGACAAGCGAGCAAAAGGUGUAUGUCGAGAUUUUGAGCGUGGUGUAUGUAAUAGAGGAACUUCUUGUAAAUUUUAUCAUCCAGAGGGAGGCACGGGAGGUCCUGAUCAAAAGUUGCCUAUUUGCAAAGAUUUUCAAAACAAGGGAUGUGAUAGAGCAAAAUGCAAAUUCUUACAUAUUACACAAGAGGAGGAACAGGAAUACAACAUGACAGGUGUUUUGCCAGAGCAUGGGGGACAUCCUCAACCAGCUAAGGCAAACUUUAAUAAGAAUGAUGUUUGCAAGGAUUUUUUAAAUAAUACUUGUCAGCGCGGAAACAGGUGUAAAUUUCGACACGUUACCGAAUCCGAGUAUCAAAUGGAACGGAGUUAUGGGGGAGAUGGUGGUGGUUAUGGCAUGUAUGGUAAGCGCAGAAGAGAUGAAUUUGAUACAUCUGCAGAUUAUGGUUCAUUAAUGCAAGAAAACGAAAUGUUAAGAAGAAAAAUAACAGAUUUGCAAAGGCAAGUUCUUGAUUUACGCCAAAUGAACGAUACACUGUAUGAUCAAAACACCCGCUAUCGGAAUCAGUUACGAGGUGCUCAGGUUUCUGCAUCAGCUGCAACUACUGACCCAUAUGCUAAGCCACUGACAUACCCAGCAGUAGCACCAAGUAGCAUGGAUAUUAAUUCGAGAAGUGCUUAUGACGGUUACUCUAAAUUUUAGUGGUGCGCGAGCAAAGUUAUAAUGCGACUGAAUUUGUGCAUUUUUUUAUGAACGUGUGCAAUAAAAAAGCGAUGGUGCGACGUGGCCUUAUUGCAAAUUUGAUGUUAGCUUUUCUUAACAUUUUUCUUGGGAUAUUAACAUUUUUUUAAAUUAGUUUAUUCAUUAUUUUAGUACAUAGUUUUGCUUCCUGAUCAAUAUAUUACUGUAUACAAGAAUGUAUGUGAUACAAAAAUGUAUAUGUUUAAAA